Purpureocillium lilacinum is the source of this 1344-nucleotide messenger RNA. Its product is annotated as tubulin beta chain. NCBI's taxonomy places the organism in Eukaryota, Fungi, Ascomycota, Sordariomycetes, Hypocreales, Ophiocordycipitaceae. Gene Ontology annotation, biological process: microtubule cytoskeleton organization; mitotic cell cycle. Gene Ontology annotation, cellular component: microtubule; cytoplasm. The record is from RefSeq and is a predicted model, not a curated record. Gene Ontology annotation, molecular function: GTPase activity; GTP binding; structural constituent of cytoskeleton.
AUGCGUGAGAUUGUUCACCUCCAGACCGGCCAGUGCGGCAACCAAAUCGGUGCUGCUUUCUGGCAGACCAUCUCUGGCGAGCAUGGCCUCGACAGCAACGGUGUCUACAAUGGCACCUCUGAGCUCCAGCUGGAGCGCAUGAGCGUUUACUUCAACGAGGCCUCGGGCAACAAGUAUGUCCCUCGCGCUGUCCUCGUCGAUCUCGAGCCCGGCACCAUGGAUGCUGUCCGCGCCGGCCCCUUCGGCCAGCUCUUCCGCCCCGACAACUUCGUCUUCGGCCAGUCUGGUGCCGGCAACAACUGGGCCAAGGGUCACUACACUGAGGGUGCUGAGCUGGUCGACAACGUCCUCGACGUCGUCCGCCGCGAGGCCGAGGGCUGCGACUGCCUCCAGGGCUUCCAGAUCACCCACUCCCUGGGUGGUGGUACCGGUGCCGGUAUGGGCACGCUGCUCAUCUCCAAGAUCCGCGAGGAGUUCCCCGACCGCAUGAUGGCCACCUUCUCGGUCGUCCCCUCCCCCAAGGUCUCCGACACCGUCGUCGAGCCCUACAACGCCACCCUGUCCGUCCACCAGCUCGUUGAGAACUCGGACGAGACCUUCUGCAUUGACAACGAGGCCCUGUACGACAUCUGCAUGCGCACUCUCAAGCUGUCCAACCCCUCGUAUGGCGACCUCAACUACCUGGUCUCCGCCGUCAUGUCUGGCGUCACCACCUGCCUGCGCUUCCCCGGCCAGCUGAACUCUGACCUGCGCAAGUUGGCCGUCAACAUGGUUCCCUUCCCCCGUCUCCACUUCUUCAUGGUCGGCUUCGCCCCCCUGACGAGCCGUGGCGCCCACUCCUUCCGCGCCGUCAGCGUCCCCGAGUUGACCCAGCAGAUGUUCGACCCCAAGAACAUGAUGGCUGCCUCUGACUUCCGCAACGGCCGCUACCUGACCUGCUCUGCCAUCUUCCGUGGCAAGGUCGCCAUGAAGGAGGUCGAGGACCAGAUGCGUAACGUGCAGAACAAGAACUCUACCUACUUCGUCGAGUGGAUCCCCAACAACAUCCAGACCGCCCUCUGCGCCAUCCCUCCCCGUGGCCUCAAGAUGUCGUCCACCUUCAUCGGCAACUCGACCUCGAUCCAGGAGCUCUUCAAGCGUGUUGGUGAGCAGUUCACUGCCAUGUUCCGUCGCAAGGCUUUCUUGCAUUGGUACACUGGCGAGGGCAUGGACGAGAUGGAGUUCACUGAGGCUGAGUCCAACAUGAACGACCUCGUCUCGGAAUACCAGCAGUACCAGGAUGCCGGUGUCGACGAGGAGGAGGAGGAGUACGAUGAGGAGGCUCCCCUUGAGCACGAGGAGUAG